Molecule: messenger RNA, 645 nt
Organism: Apis cerana (Asiatic honeybee)
Lineage: Eukaryota; Metazoa; Arthropoda; Insecta; Hymenoptera; Apidae
Gene: crcp
Product: CGRP receptor component
Biological process (GO): transcription initiation at RNA polymerase III promoter
Cellular component (GO): RNA polymerase III complex
Molecular function (GO): nucleotide binding
Source: RefSeq, a predicted model, not a curated record
CGAAAAUACAAAACAACGGAAUACGCACUCAGUUCACAGUUACCUUCGCAAAAUGUCAGACAAUCGCGCACAGAGGUCGUGUUCAUUCAUAGGCAUGUGACUAUGCUAUCAGAAGUAUUAAUACAUAUUGUUUAAAUAUUCAAUAUGGAAGUACUCAAGGAAUGUUCAGCAUACUUAAGUAAUUAUGAAGUUCUAAAUAUUCUACAAAGUAUAAAAGCAAAUAAAAAACAAAAAAUGAAACAAAAUCAAUUGGCAAGUAUAACAUAUCAAACUAUCAGAUAUUUAGAAAAUACUUCAUGUAAAAUCCAAUCUCCAGAAAAAAUUAAAGACUUUUUAAGAGCAAUGGAACCUUUCAAACUUACAAAAUGUGAAAUAUUAACUCUUUUGAAUGUAUGUCCUAAAACACCUCUUGAAAUACAACUGAUUGUAGAAGAUAGCGAAGAUCGUUUGACUGAUGAAGAAGUAGAUUCUUUACUUCAAGUAGUAGCAAAUUAUUUAAAUGAAAAUGAACAAGAUGGAUAAUAUGGUUUUUCUAUUUUAAUUUUACAAAUUUUUUAAAAACAUUUUAUAUAUUUUAUGUACAUUUUAUUUAUAGCAAAUAAAGAAAUGAAAAUGGUAUAAUAUUAAAUACAUUAUGCAAAUAAA